This is a messenger RNA of Moneuplotes crassus, 1039 nucleotides long. The record is from the annotation of a GenBank genome assembly. Lineage: Eukaryota; Ciliophora; Spirotrichea; Euplotida; Euplotidae.
UAAUAAAUGAGUGAGAUUGGAUUAGCCAAGAAACAUAAGAAAUUAGCUAUUAAAAAGCAGAAUACUGGUAACAAGACAAACGGAAAAAGCAAAAUUUGAGAAAUGAAUACAACAGUGUUUGACUUAAAAAAGAGAUUGAAGAAAAAUAAGAUGACUACUAAGCUGAAUAAAAUAAGAAGAAUUCCUAAGAAGUACAUGACUGACCCUAAGAAAAUCAUGAAGAGUAGGUUCAACAGAAUCAAGAGUUGUUCUCAUGAGAAGAAGGUCUUUGAGGAAAGAUUGAAGUUCUUAAGAAGUGGAACUAAAGAAAAACAGUCCUCCAAAAGCAAAAAGAUCAGAAAUAUUCCAAAAUUUAAUUCACUUUCAAGAAAACCACAUAGAUUUUUGAGUCCAGCUGUCAAGCUGAUCAACAAGCUUAUUCUCAGAGAAGCAAACUCAGGAGGAUCAUCCUGGAGGAAGAAUUCCAAAAGGAGAACCCCUUCUAAAAAAUUGAUUAAAAAAAGAAUUAAGUUCAACUUGAGAGCAAAGCUCUCAAGGCUAGUUAAGCCUGAGAAGUUAAAGAAAUCUCACAAAGUCAACAUAUCCAAGAUAUUCGGAGGUUCUGCAAAUUCGUCUUUGAAGCCAGCUAUGGCUGAGAAUAAACGAUACAGUCAUAUUUGCACAAUUCAGCCUUAUCAUGAGCAAAAAGAGCAUGCUCAUAGAAGAAUGUCUGAGUUUGUUCACAUAGACUCUGAAUAUCAAAAUUUUGAGGUUUACAAAUCAAUGAAUCAAGAUAAAGGAUCUGUCAAUAUUCAGGACAAAUUCUUGCCUGAUCAUAGAUUAGAUUCUACCAAAGGCUUGUGCUUCCCGAACCUAGCAAAUGGUAGAUGUGUAGAGGUCCUCGACGCUUUCUCUCCCAGAUAAUUUAAAGCUUCUAGUUUACCAGAAAGCCAAAAAUCAGAUUUUGUUUCUAAAUUGCCUUCUUGGUUAAAAGUUCUCGAGUUUUAGAUAUUUCUCGACCAAAUUCGCAAAAUGUAAUCAAUAUAUUAUUGGCAUAAAU